UAAACUUCUCACUUAAAUCCAACUCUUCAUUUUCCAGGUGAUGUCUCUGUUUAGAAGACGGUAUUAGGAGGGGGGGGAGAAAUAUCUGCCGCUCUUACUGUUCGCAAGGGAUUGGAAAACGCUGGGGGAACAUGUCUAAUGAGAUUGAGCUUUAAAAAGAAGAGAAGCUAAACUGGAGGUGGGGGACAACGACAAGGACCUGCCAUUGAGUGCCUACCUACUUACGUCAUUUUAUAGCCCUUCGCAUCUUCAGCCCAUAACCGAUUUAUCCUCACAACAACCAGUUUCAGGUCUGUGCGCCUUCUGAAGAAUGACGGGAUGGGCUUCCAGAAAUACUCCUAUAUGAACGAAGACGAGGCUUGGAAGAGUUACCUUGAGAACCCUCUGACAGCAGCCACCAAGGCGAUGAUGAGAGUUAAUGGAGAUGAUGACGGCGUGGCUGCCUUGAGUCUCCUCUAUGACUAUUACAUGGUUCCAAAGGAAAAGAGGAUCCUUCCAUCUGGAACAAUGGGGCGCAAUGAACUUGGGAAGAGACACUGUCACGGGAUGGAGUAUGAACCUGAUAUUUCCUCCUUUGAAAGCUCUGCUCACCUCAUGAAGCUCUUGGCUGAAAAUGUUUCCAUGAACCAAGAAUAUUCCGAUGUGCCUAAGAAAAAUGGCUUAGGGCUGGAGGGUAUCCCCUCUCCUCACAAGCCACCUGCCCUGCCUCCUGGCACCAGCAAGUUGGAAACCAAUCCUGAGAACUAUAUGAUAACAUCAGGGGAUGUGUACGACAACAGCUCUCUCAACUCCCUCUUUGACGUGAUCCCUGUGGCUCCGCCGCAGCAGAGGUGGCAGCCAGACAGCACGUUCAAAGAAGACCCUCAGGAGACGCUGAUCUUCAACGAUAUUCUGAAGUCCCAGACAGAAGCACCAUGUCCAGAGGCUUAUUCUGCUAGCGAUGCCAAGAGUGACUUUGAAUACACUUUGGGAUCCCCAAAAGCUAUUCACAUCAAAUCAGGUGACUCACCCAUGGCCUACCUCAACAAAGGACAGUUCUACCCAGUCACGCUGCGGACAGCUGGAGAUGCUAAAUGUUUACACCUGUCCUCAAAUAAAGUGAAGAGUGUCGUGAUGGUGGUGUUUGACAAUGAAAAGAUUCCAAUGGAGCAGCUCAAGUUCUGGAAGCACUGGCAUUCCCGUCAACCCACCGCCAAACAGAGAGUCAUCGAUGUCGCUGACUGUAAAGAGAAUUUCAAUACUGUGCAGCAUAUUGAGGAGGUGGCUUACAACGCCUUGUCCUUUGUCUGGAACAUUGCUGAAGAAGCAAAGGUGUUUAUUGGCGUGAACUGCUUGAGCACAGAUUUCUCCUCCCAGAAAGGUGUGAAGGGUGUCCCUUUGAACCUCCAGAUAGACACUUAUGACUACAGUACUGGGACAAACCGGCUAAUUCAUCGAGCUGUCUGCCAGAUCAAAAUAUUCUGUGACAAGGGAGCAGAGAGGAAAAUGCGAGACGAUGAACGCAAGCAGUUCAGGAGGAAGGGAAAAUGCUUGGACACCAAUAACAACGGUCUGAAAAGCUGUUUGGUUUCAGGUUUCCGAGGCAACGAAAUCACUUAUCUCAAGCCGCAGGCUGACUUGGAAACCCAGCCAGUCCUGUUUAUUCCACAUGUCCAUUUUUCAAACCUCCAGAGAUGUGGAGCGGUAUUACCCUCUGCUGGCGUUCCACACGACUCUAGCAGGUUGCCCUUAAAACGGAGCUGCCCUUCAUUUCCCGCUGAAUUUGAUCCUUUAGCUUCAAAACAAGCCAAAGAAGAAGACCCUCAACGAGUCUUGCUCUAUGUGCGAAGGGAAUCAGAGGAGGUUUUUGAUGCUCUCAUGCUGAAGACGCCAGACCUCAAAGGCCUGAGGAAUGCUAUUUCAGAAAAAUAUGGUCUGCCUGAAGAAAGCAUCUAUAAAGUCUACAAAAAAUGUAAACGAGGGAUCCUGGUGAACAUGGAUAACAACAUAAUUCAGCACUACAGCAACCAUAUGGCCUUUUUACUUGACGUGGUAGAAGCAGAGGACAAGUUCCAGGUGACCCUCAAGGAGCUCUAAAGACUGAAAAGGCUGCCCUUCUACUGAGAUGCUGCUUGGGAAGCUGAGUUUGAUCCCACCCACCACCGCAGCCCAAACCAUCGGCUCCAAGUGUUUGACUUGAACGCAAUCCCUUUGGAGGGAGCGAGCAAGAGAGACAGCACCAUGGCUCCACAUGUGAAGAGUGCUUUGAAGAUCAAUGUGAAUGUGGAACUUCUAUCCAUUGAGGAGGAGAUUAUUAUUUUAUACUUUAUGAUGAUGAUGAUGAUCCUCUGCCAGGCAAUGAAUUCUGACCUUUUUCACUGUUCCACACUCAGGAAAGUACCAAGUUCUGUCAGGCUGCGGCCUAGGCAGGGGAAUGGCCUGGUGACUGUGUUUGUUGUUUUUGUUAAUGGUUAGUCUUGGCUUCUCAUGGCCUAAUAGGCAAAACCAGAGCACUGGUCACACAGAAUUGUUAAACUAGUUUCCAAGAGACUGUCACAACUGUGUAUGAAUGUUAACAAAUGCACCCCCCGACACCCCCCCCCAGACUUUAUACCCUCUCACUGCCUUACUACUUGCCCUCAGAACCCUGGAUGUAAAUACCCCCAAGAGAAGUACCUGGCAAGAGUGACUGUUUUAUACAUUUCUGAUUCCUCUUGUUCUUUUAUAAAUAUAUAUAUAUAUAUAUAAUAUCUCUUUCUCUGUCUGUGAAUAUGUAUAAAUAUAUCUUGUUCUAUAUUGAACAUGACAUGCAGGAAGGCAGAGCAUUUCAAAACCAGGCUGCUUCACAUUUCCCCGGGGUUCUCUUUGUUUCCCCCCCCCCAUUUUGUUCAUUUUUGUUAUUUUUUGGUAUAUUAUAUGGUUAAUAAAGAUUCCAAGAUUGAAAUCAA
Molecule: messenger RNA, 2927 nt
Organism: Rhineura floridana
Lineage: Eukaryota; Metazoa; Chordata; Lepidosauria; Squamata; Rhineuridae
Gene: GRHL3
Product: grainyhead like transcription factor 3
Exons: 17
Coding region: 319-2076 (585 amino acids)
Biological process (GO): regulation of transcription by RNA polymerase II
Cellular component (GO): nucleus
Molecular function (GO): DNA-binding transcription activator activity, RNA polymerase II-specific; RNA polymerase II cis-regulatory region sequence-specific DNA binding
Source: RefSeq, a predicted model, not a curated record